AUGUCCGACCGCGCAAAGGAAGCCCUCCGCGCCGAAUCCUCCAACCUCCGCGCCGCCGCCCAAGACGUCCUCGUCUCCGGCGCAUACAUCUACCCAUUCAAAGGAAUCCUCCACUUCACCACCCACCCACCCCUCUACAAGCCGCUCACAAAACGCCUAUCGCAGACCCUCCUCGCCGGAAUCUCCAUCACAACCGCCCUCUUCUUCUUCACCUACGUCCCGCAAACCGCGCUGCUAAGCUUCACGGCGGGCCCCUUCUUCGCCCCCAUCGCCGCCUUCUUCCUCGUCCUCUCCGAAGCCUCAGCCGUAACGCACUUCGUUGCGCGCGCCUGGAUUAUCCGCGAUGCACUGGUCGAUGUCUUUGAUGCUGUGCUCCUUGAGCGGGGCUGUGAGGGGCUCGUGCAGAACGGCCGCGAACUAAAGCGCGGGAAUGGAGGCGGGGUUAUGGCGCGGCUGGGGAAGAUGGUGAGGAAACCGUUUGGCGAUGGGGAUGGGAAUGGGGUGCUGCGCGGCAUGCUCCGGAGUCUGCUCAUGCUCCCGCUGAAUUUCAUCCCUGUUGUUGGGACCGUGCUGUUUGUUUAUGUUUCGGGGAAGAAGGUUGGUCCGGGGUUGCAUGAGAGGUAUUUCCAGCUUAGGGGGUUGAGGGGGCAGGAGAGGGGGGAGUUUGUGGAGAGGAGGAGGGGCGCGUAUACUGGACUUGGGAUGGCAUCGGUGCUGCUGGAGAUGGUGCCCUUUGCGUCGAUGGUGUUUGAGUUUACGAAUGCGGUGGGCGCGGCGCUGUGGGCGGCUGAUUUGGAGAAGGCUGAGAAGUAA
This is a messenger RNA of Aspergillus mulundensis, 813 nucleotides long. Its product is annotated as EI24 domain-containing protein. NCBI's taxonomy places the organism in Eukaryota, Fungi, Ascomycota, Eurotiomycetes, Eurotiales, Aspergillaceae. The record is from RefSeq and is a predicted model, not a curated record. The transcript has 3 exons. The coding region runs from base 1 to 813 and encodes 270 amino acids. Gene Ontology annotation, cellular component: ascospore wall; lipid droplet; prospore membrane.